UAUAUAUACGUGUCAACCAAUUGGAGAAGGGGUUGUUGCAGGCAGGACUGCCUAGGCCGCGGCCAUAGACAGCCUCGGUCUUGCGUGGAAAUGCAACCGACGAUUCCCGGGGAGGGAAUCCUUGUAGGAGAUAAAGUAUACUCGGGAGUAACGCUGACUUUAGACAACUGUCUUUUGCCACCGGAACGACUACAUAAAAGUCCGUCUGCUGAACAUGGCCUUUCCCCGGACACAGAAGAGCAGCUUCGAAUACGGGGAUGCGAGAUGAUCCAGGCCGCAGGGAUACUGCUGAGACUCCCGCAGGUAGCCAUGGCCACGGGUCAAAUCCUCUUUCAGAGAUUCUACUAUUGCAAGUCAUUUGUCCGUCACUGUGCAGAGAUGGUUGCUAUGGCGUGUGUCCACUUGGCUUCAAAGAUUGAAGAGGAACCACGAAGGGUUCGAGAUGUACUCAAUGUGUUUCACCAUUUAAAGCACAGCAAAAGUGGAAAGAGGACUCGGGUACCCAUGCCUUUGGAUGCUGGCUACAUCAGUAUGAAGGCCCAGGUGAUCAAAGCAGAGAGACGAGUGCUGAAGGAGCUGGGCUUCUGUGUACAUGUUAAACACCCUCACAAGAUUAUCGUCAUGUACCUCCAGGUCCUGGAGUGUGAGAAGGAUACUAAGCUAGUUCAGACUGCCUGGAACUACAUGAAUGACAGUUUGAGGACAGAUGUGUUUCUAAGGUUCAGUGCUGAGACUGUAGCCUGUGCUUGUAUCUACCUGUCGGCUAGGUCCCUACAGAUUCCAAUGCCGGACCAGCCCCCGUGGUUCUUGUUGUUUGGGGCAUCAGAGGAGGACCUCAGGGAGAUCUGCGGGCGGAUUAUGAGGCUCUAUUCCCUGCCACCUGUCUCCUUCCCCAGCCUUCUCCAGCAGGUGGAUGAGUGUCGACAGGCCCUAGAUGCCCUAGCUGCCAAGGCUAAAUUGUGUGAGGGGGUGUCACUGUUGGCUGUGGGCACACCGACCCUGGACAUCCCCUCAAGCUUCUCUCCUUCCUCCAAAGCAGUGUCCCCUGCUGUAGCACAGCCUAAUAAAGAGUCUUCGCUCACUAAUGGAGAUGGGAAGACAAAAGUGAGUCGAAGUGAUGAAAGAAGAGAGACUCAUUCCAUCACCCCUCCGAGGCGCAGACGCAGUCGUAGCGUGUCGUCUACCUCACGCUCCAUCUCUCCCAUUCAACGGAAAAAACAACUAACUCAAGAGAGGGAUCGAGACAGAGAUCGGAAACGAGAAAGAGAGCGAGAAAGGGAGCGAAGGAGAGAGCGCGGACGAGGAAGGAAGGAUGAAUUCUCACACAGAAGAUGACCUUCACAUGGUGACAUGGAAUAACAGAUCAUGGACCAAAUACAAAGCCUUAUUUCUUAGUUUUAUCAAAUACUUCACUUUUGUACAUUGUCUUCAUUUCAUGGUGAUUUGGGAAACUAUGCUCUGCGAUCAUAGACCAAAGAUGAACAAUAUUUUGGAAUAAAAUGUUUUUU
This is a messenger RNA of Osmerus eperlanus (European smelt), 1508 nucleotides long. RefSeq names its product cyclin-L1-like. Lineage: Eukaryota; Metazoa; Chordata; Actinopteri; Osmeriformes; Osmeridae. Gene Ontology annotation, cellular component: nucleus. The coding region runs from base 91 to 1335 and encodes 414 amino acids. The transcript has 10 exons. Gene Ontology annotation, molecular function: cyclin-dependent protein serine/threonine kinase regulator activity. The record is from RefSeq and is a predicted model, not a curated record. Gene Ontology annotation, biological process: regulation of transcription by RNA polymerase II.